Molecule: messenger RNA, 261 nt
Organism: Racocetra persica
Lineage: Eukaryota; Fungi; Glomeromycota; Glomeromycetes; Diversisporales; Gigasporaceae
Source: the annotation of a GenBank genome assembly
AUGUUAGAAAUUGGAGCAUUAAAACAAGGCGUAUAUGAGAGUAAAUAUGGCGAUCAACUGGGUUAUACUCCAGCACAGAAGAAACUCCAUUUCUUAUCUGGAAUUAGAUCUGAUAUUAGAGAUGAAAUUUAUAGAAUUGGUCAAACAAAACCUAUUAACGAUAUUAUUGAUAGUUUGGCAGAACUUGAAUUACGUUAUGGAAUAUUACAACAGGCACCAUCUCAACCUUGCCAUGCACCUAUUGCUCCUGCUAUUCCAGAU